Molecule: messenger RNA, 2275 nt
Organism: Centruroides sculpturatus (bark scorpion)
Lineage: Eukaryota; Metazoa; Arthropoda; Arachnida; Scorpiones; Buthidae
Product: lysyl oxidase homolog 2-like
Exons: 8
Coding region: 222-1634 (470 amino acids)
Biological process (GO): peptidyl-lysine oxidation
Cellular component (GO): membrane
Molecular function (GO): protein-lysine 6-oxidase activity; copper ion binding
Source: RefSeq, a predicted model, not a curated record
GCAACACACGUGACGACGUAUAUACAGCAGCUGUCCAAAUCAUCCCUCUCAUCUUACCUCAACAGCGAGGGGGACGUGCCCUCUUGACGUCACGGCCUGUAACGUGACCGAUCGUCGACCCCCAUUCACCCCCACAGCUAUGGAAACUUCUUAAAUGCAGCGUGGGACGACAGAGAAACGAUAGAACUCGCUUUACUACCUGACACUUAGAACAACUGGACAUGAAAUUCGUAGCUAUCUUGUUAUUCACAUUUUACAUAUGCGAAGCUCAAAGGGAGGGGAGUUUAAGAUUAGUUGGUGGUAGAGGUAAUUGGGAAGGUAAUGUUGAAGUAUUUCAUCUGGGACGUUGGGGUUCUGUUUGUGAUGAUGAAUGGGACUUGAGAGAAGCUCAUAUUGUAUGCAAGAAUUUAGGAUUUCGAAGAGCAGUUAGAGCCACUUACGAUUCCGAAUUUGGAAGAGGCCAAAAUCUGAUAUGGAUGGAUAGUGUCUAUUGUACUGGGGACGAGAGAGCUCUUCAAGAAUGUCGAUUCGACGGAUGGGGUGUUCAUGACUGCUCUAUAGCAGAAGCUGCUGGUGUCGUUUGCGAUAAUCCAAACGUUCGUAGAGAACCAGCAAUUUCUCACGAUUCUAACGAAUCUCCAAGUUCCAGAACACAACUUAGAUUAAUUACAGAAAAGGAUAUAGUCGUUAGGUUGGUGGGUGGAAGGAAUCAAGUGGAAGGAAGAGUGGAAGUGAGAAUUGGAAACAGAGGAUGGGGAUUAGUAUGUGGAGAUGGUUGGGGUAUCAUGGAAGCUUCUGUAAUAUGCAGGCAAAUUGGAUUUGGUUUCGCUAAAAGAGCCACGCAGUCGUCAUACUUUGGUGGUGAAGCUGAACGUAUUGUCUUAAGUGGUGUUAAAUGUAGCGGUUACGAGAAGAAUUUAGCAGAUUGUGGUCACGAAAAAUUUGGUAAUGUCUUCUGUCCAGGAAGAGAACAGAACAUUGCUGGAGUUGUAUGUGCUGCUGAACUGCCAGAUUUAGAAUUAGAUUGGAAAUCACUAGAACAAACUUCAUUUCUAGAAGAUAGACAAUUACACGAACUAGAAUGUGCUAUGGAAGAAAAUUGCGUGGCUCGUCCUGCUUAUUUUCAAAUUCAGAGGCCAGGAGGAAGAUUUACAAGGAGACGUCUAUUAAGAUUUACAGCUAGAACUGCCAAUAUAGGAAAUGUAGAUUUUCGUCCUUUUAUUCCUAAGCAUUUAUGGAAAUGGCAUGCGUGUCAUAAGCAUUUUCACAGUAUGGAAGUCUUCGCACAUUUUGACAUCAUGGAUCUUCGCGGAAGGAAAGUGGCAGAAGGUCACAAGGCCAGUUUCUGUUUAGAGGAUAACGAAUGCAAACCAGGUUUUAAUAAAAAAUACGUAUGUGCCAAUUAUGGCGAUCAAGGAGUGUCUGUAGGAUGUUAUGACGUCUACAAAUAUGACAUUGAUUGUCAAUGGGUGGAUAUAACAGAACUACCAGUAGGAAAUUAUUAUUUUAAAGUAUCAGUAAACCCCGAAUAUAAAGUAGCAGAAUUGACAUUUAACAAUAACGCAGCGACUUGUUCACUACAUUAUAAUGGAUUACGUGUACAUGUACACAAUUGUACUUUGGGAAGGCCUUAAAAUGUAAGCAACUUCAGUCAGGUUGUUUUGUUUUUUUUAAAUCAAAUAAUAGAGAUUCUUGUUGGAAUCAUCGUUUGUUGGUUCUACCAACUAACCUAUUUAAAUCCAGAAAAAAAAGGUCUUUCAUUUAAGAAGAAGAAGAAAAGAAAAGACUAAACUUUGUGUAGUACAAACAGUGUACAAAGUAGCAACGAAGUAGCUAAUUAAUAUUAAAAAGAAUUCUCUAAUUACUAAAUUAAUAUACUACUCAGAAAUUAACUUUGUGACUAUAGCAGCAAAGCAAAAGAGUCAUGGCAAAUAUGGAAAAUGAUAACGAUAUUUCCCAUGAUUCGACAACAGAAAGUAUUAUUAUUCAAUUGUUACUAUAGUAGCAAGCAUAAAAAUAUCAGAAAGUGAGGAAAAUUUUUCAUAAUCUCCCAUAAAAUGGAAAUUAUCAUUACUGGAAAUCAUAACAGUCAGCAUGAAAAUAUUAUACAAAAUAUAGAACAUUGAGUAAUAUUUAAGAAAUAUCAUAGGAAAAGUUUUACAACAGUAGGUAUAAAAAAAUACAGGAAGUUUUCCAUAGAUUAUGGAAAAUAUCAUCACUUAAAAUUUAAUUUUGUUACUGUAAUGGUGUGCUCGAAACUUCGUAUUAAAAAAAA